Messenger RNA from Acomys russatus (golden spiny mouse), 1325 nucleotides. It is a transcript of the gene Neurl3, whose product is annotated as neuralized E3 ubiquitin protein ligase 3. The record is from RefSeq and is a predicted model, not a curated record. The transcript has 3 exons. Lineage: Eukaryota; Metazoa; Chordata; Mammalia; Rodentia; Muridae. Bases 468 to 1196 code for a protein of 242 amino acids.
AAUAAACUUUAUCUGGGUUCAUAUGCCUAAGUCUUUGGUUUGGUUUUGUUUGACAAGAGUUCACUGUCUACGUAUCUCAGGCUAGGCUAGCCUGGAACCUCUUCUGUAGCCCAGGCAGGCCUGGAACUUGUCUUCACCUCCACUGUGCUGGAAUUACAGCGCCACCACACGAGCACAGCUCAGGGAUGAAUUCAGAGGAGGGUCACUCGUAGGUUCUUUUAAUUUUCAUGCCAGGCAGAAGUGGGGAACUGCGGUUGGGGUCCGGGGAGGUUAAUAGAUCCAGGCAGGCAGAGUGAAUUACCCAACCUGCUUUGAGCAGGUUCUUGGGCCUUGUAGGAUGAGGGCGGAGGAAACGGUCCACUGGAGGAGGCCAGGGUGGCCCAAGGUGCUGGGUGUUCCCUGGAGAGCUGGUAGGAUAGAAUGGUUCCUUAUUGACAGGCUCCCCGCUCUGCCCCACAGACACCGACAUGCCCCGCGAGGCCCUGAGUUUCCACGGGGACGCCACGGGCGCGCAGGUGCAUCUGAAUGACCUGAGAAGCACAGCACGCAGGCGCUCCACAUUCCACGAUGGCAUUGUGUUUAGCCAGCGGCCCGUGUGGCCCGGUGAGCGUGUAGCGCUGCGGGUGCUGCGACACGAGGACGGCUGGUGCGGUGGCCUUCGAGUGGGCUUCACACGCCUGGACCCUGCACAAGUGGCGGCUUCCUGCCUGCCGCCCUUCGUGUGCCCUGACCUGGAGGAGCAGAGCCCCACGUGGGCAGCGCUGCUUCCAGAGGGCUGCGUUCGUGCGGGGAAUGUGGUCUGCUUCUGGGUGAACCGUAGAGGCUGGCUCUUCGCCAAGGUCAACGCUGGCCGCCCCCUUCUGCUUCGUAAAGACGUGCUGGUCCAGGGCGCCCCACUCUGGGCGGUGAUGGAUGUGUAUGGGACCACGAAAGCCAUUGAACUGCUGGAUCCCAAAGCCAAUGCCUGGAUCACCAGUGGGGAGGCUAUGCCAGAGUCUGAAGUCACAUCAGGAGAGGAGUGUGUGAUCUGCUUCCACAACACUGCCAAUACCCGCCUCAUCCCCUGCGGCCACUCACACUUCUGCGGCUCCUGCGCCUGGCAUGUCUUCAAAGACACGGCCAGGUGCCCCAUGUGUCGCUGGCAGAUUGAGGAGGUGGCUGUGGAGCCUUCACAGAAGACUGGGAAAGGCUCCUGAGAAGACAGGCCUUCCGGAGUGGGUGCAGGUGGGACCUGGCUCUGAGGCAGGCCCCUACAAAAGGAGAAACCUCUGUCUGGACAUGGGCCAACCAGCCCAUUAAUGGGCUACCAUGACUGAUCUUGGGUU